AUGGGAGAUGCCGCCCAGCCCCGGCGCGCGCACGCCCUGCACGUGUCGGCGCAAUCCUUGCGCGUGCGCGAUUCUCUCGAAGCGGGCAUCGCGGGCGGGUCCUCCGCUUUCGACAUCGGGGGCCACAGCCAGAGUCAAGGGAGAAGGAGCGCAGAUGGUGCCGCAACUGACGGCGCCUGUCCCUCUUCCAGGGUACCCGCGAGACGCGCCUCGUUCGGGAGUGGGUCUUCGCGAGUGACAAAUGCUUCUUUCGGAUCGCCCUCUAGCGCGAACGAGGACGACUUGAGCCGCGCGUGGGACGAUUUCACCGCGUCUGCGGCGGCAGCGGCAACGGGAACUGUUGCCGGCGACAGUAGCGGCGGGGUCUCCUACGCGCGCCACGUGGAGCAUCAGGCGGCUAUCGCGCGGAAGCGACAGCCUGCGGCGGCGCCGCAGCAGAAGGCGAACGUAGGAGCAAAGCAAAACGUGUUCCGACCCUCCGCAAGCUGCGGCUCGCUCACGGAUCUCGUACCGGAUGAUUCCAGCGCGGUUGAGUACGGCGGGGGUGGUUAUGGAGCGGGUGGCUUCGGGGGUGGUUACGGGAGUGAUUUCUCGAAACCCUCGAAAUCUAAGGGUAAUUUGAAUCUCGGCGCCACGCAUCCUCCGUCCAGGAGGGGUUCAUCCCGCCCGACCCCUCCCCCUCCGCGGCCUAGUUCCCCUAAUGCCGUUCCGCGCCCCACUCAUUCGCGCUCGCCUUCCGCGUCCGGCGCGGUCGGCACUUCCCCGCCGGGGCAGAGUCGGGGCGGAGAAUCGACGGAGCCGAUUCGAUUCCGCGUGAACACCAACGGGAGGAUCUACCGUUCACACACCACACCCGCGUCUCUCGCUCCCUCCAAUUCCACCUCUGCCUCCUCCCCUUCGUCCGCCUCCGCCGCCGCCGCCUCCGCGUCCUCUCGUACGCGUCAUUGCACAAUCCCAAACUCGCUAUCGGUACAGGACGCCUGCGAGCCCACGGAUCUCUUAAACAGCCCCACCAUUGGCCGAUCUAUUCCAGAGACAUUUAAUGACACGUCAGCACCGGCGGCGGUGACGUCAUCGGCCGGCGUUAGCCCGCCAAACCGCGGCGAACGACGGCCGACGCGCCAGGUGUCAUUCAACGAGCUCGUGCGCGUGCGGCGCAUCCCGCGGCACUUCUUCUCCGCGGAUAUGACUGCCGCGGCGAUGGAAAUCGCGAGCGGGAAUGAUCCGACGGCUGGGAACGCGACGGGUGGAAGCGCGGCGGGUGGGAGCGCGGCGGGUGGGAGCGCGGCGGGUGGGAGCGCGAGUCAAGGAACGGCCGGAUGGCAGUCGAUCAACGGGGUCCACGCAUCUUCCCCCGCUUCCGCCGCUUCCGCUGCUAUUCCGCAAGGGCCGGUGGGGGCCGAGUCGCCCGGCGGAAGGGCGGGGGGAAGGAAGGGCGAUUCCCCGCCUGCGCCCGCGCGUUCUUCCGCUCAUUCCGCCCCAACGCAGCCCAGAUCCGCCGCGCCUACGUCUUCCCCCGCCCCUGCGCCUGCGCCUGCGCUCGUGCCCACGCCUCCCCCGGGGUCUUCCGCCUCCGCGGGGCCGGGAGGCGCGCGGAGGGUGGGCAGGAGCGGAAGCUGGUCGUCGACUGGCGGCUCGGCUGCUGCGCGGAACGCGCUGCCGAGCGGAGGGGGCGACGGGAGUGGCCGCGACGGCAGCAGCGGUGGAUAUCGCGCUGUAAACAGUAACGGGAUCAAUAAUAACGGGGCUAGCAAUAACGGCGUUUCUCCGUCUGUGGUGAUGACUGCUGCUGGUAGGGUGGGCGGCAGUGGCGGUGCCAGUAGGGGAAGCGGCGGGACGGACGGAGGUGUCAUGGAGGCCAUUGGCGGUGCGACUGCCAGAGCGGGCGGUAGUGGUCAUUCGCCGGGCGGCAGCAGCAGCAUGGGCGGCAGUGGAAUGGGCGGCAGGAAUGUGCCUGCUUUCGGGGAAACAGGUGCUGCUGGGUCGGGGGCGCCUGUCCGACACGCCAGGAGCCGUAGCUUCGUGGAACGUUCGGGCAACGAUAUUGCUCGCAUGGCCGCGUUGGCAGCAGCAGCAGCAGGCGGAGCAGGGGGAGCAGGUGCAGGAGGGAACGGGCGGGGAGCAGUGGGGGGGAUGGUCGGCAGGUGCAGCAGCGUCAGCCUCUUGGAUCGCCCGACGGCUGACGUCAGCAACCGUAGCGGCGGCAGCAGCAGCAGCGGCAGCAUCCCCCUGCGCAGGAAUUCCGACCGCCCGGAACGCGCGAAUCGGUCAGAGAGAACCGACCAAUCAGAGCGCGCCAGCACGCGGAACCUCUCGGUGUGUCCUCCUUCCCCUGGCACCCGCCGGGACGCCUUCCUGGGUAAGCCCGAGAUCAACGGCUGUAGCAGCGCCGGCAGCACCGCCAGCAGCAGCAGCAGCAGCGCGGGCAGUGGUAUUGGCGCGGGUGGUAAUGGUGGGGAUGGGGGUAGUGUUGGCACUGCUGCGCGUAACAGCAGCAGCGGCGGUGGCGGCAGCGGUGGUGGUGGCAGCGCUGGUGGUGGCAGCGGUGGUAACCGCGUGCCGGGUCCUUCGGUUACCUCGCCGCCCGCUCCCCGCUUCGCCCCACAUCCGCCAAGUGCCGCCACUAGAAGCCCCGCCUCAUCAGCCCGAGCAGCAGCAGCAGCAGCAGCAGGCCGCGGGCCCCCAUCGCACACACUUUCAGCUGACCGCCUGCCACUGCAGAGGGACCUUUCAGGGACAGGGACCUUUCAGGGGGGGGUACCGCAGGGGGCACAGGGGGCACAGGGGCCGUAUGGGUCUCAGGGGCCACAGGGGGCACUGCAAGGCCCCCCUCAGAGCCCCCACCAGAAGCUGUCAUCACAGGGCCUUCCCCUGCGCUCCCCUCGGCACGCUCGCCACCACAGCAUGGGCAGCGCUGCUGCUCUUGGCACCCACCCGUCCCCUCGCGCUACAGCCCACGUUGCUGCUGCAUCUUCCUUAGCUACAGCCAUUACAGCCGCCGGACUGGUUUCAAAAACCGCGGGUGAUUCUGUUUCUCGUCCGAGAAUGCCGCCCAGCGUGCUGGUUGGGAUCUCUCAGACCCUUCGCUCGCUCUCGGUUCAGUCAGUUCAGUCGCCAUCCACUCCCCGCUCCCCAGGCCCGCACUCCCCUCCCCCUCUCUCCCCUCGCUCCGCCGCUCCUCUCUCCCCUCGCUCGUCUGCACCUGCCCCCCUCUCCCCUCGCUCAUUCGCUCCUCCCCUUUCCCCUCGCUCUUUCGUAGCUGCCCCUCCUUCCCCUCGCUCUACUGCCCCUGUUCCCCUUUCCCCUCGCACUUCUGCUCCUCUCUCCCCUCGCUCAUUCGCUCCUCCUCUCUCCCCUCGCGCCUCUGCUCCUCUCUCCCCUCGCGCUUCUGCUCCUCUCUCACCUCGCGCCUCUGCUCCUCUCUCUCCCAGCUUCCCUGCUACACGCUCCCCAAUCCCACGCUCCAACACUUCCUCCAACACCUCCUCCAACACUGCGACUCGCACUCCUUUCCCUCCCUCUGCUGCAGCUGGGUUCAAAGGCCCAGCAGCACUGGACCAAUCACGUGCAAGAAAUGCACCGGCUCCCCGUCGACACGUGCGCUCUGCAAGCGUUGCAGAAGUCUGCACGUGA
Molecule: messenger RNA, 3633 nt
Organism: Closterium sp. Naga37s-1
Lineage: Eukaryota; Viridiplantae; Streptophyta; Zygnematophyceae; Desmidiales; Closteriaceae
Source: the annotation of a GenBank genome assembly